UACCACACAUCCAUCAACAACUGAGAUAAACGUAGUGCACCCUCAAACAACGACCAUAGACACCACACAUCCAUUAACAACUACUAAUAUAUCUUGUAUAGGUAUGGGACAAUAGAUAAAUAUAUUUUACAAAUUAAAUUUUUUUCUCAUUUAAGAUUAUCAGACAAUUAUUCAUGGUCGAUCGUAUGGUGGUCUUGGUGGUGAUAUAGUUAAGGAAUCAUUAUCACAAUCGAUAUCUUCUCGUUUAGUUGCUGUUCAAAUUUAUUCAUGUAAUUGGAUACAAGCACUAAAACUUACAUAUUCUACGGAGAACACAAUAUUUCAUUAUAAUAAUAAGACUAGAUUAGAGUCUAAUGAAAUUUAUGGUGAUUAUGAAAAAUGUCAAUGUGAACAUAAUUUGACAACUAAAUGUAAAACAGAUAUAUUUAAAUUAAGUGCCGAUGAAAAUAUUAUUAAAGUUACAGUUGUAUUUGGUGAACGUACACCAUCAUGGUUAAUGCAUCAAAGUAUCUACGUUAUUUUGGGCAUUCAAUUUGAAACAAAUAAAAAUCAUUUAAGUUCCUUCUACGGUGAUAGACGAGGAAUAAGAGUUGAUGAACAAUUUAAUGGUUAUAAAUUAAAAUAUAUAACUGCUAGAGUAAGUAAUUUUAUUCAUCGUAUUCAAUUUCAUUGGGAUCGAGAUGAUGAUAGUAAAGAGAAACAAUUAUGUAUGAAGAUGAAUUUAUCAACAAUAAAUAUUGAGAAAGACGAUUCUCUUAGUGAUGAUUGUUAUAAAUUACCAUAUGGUCUAGAUUAUAAGAGAAAACGUAAUUAUACAAUAUCAAAUCGAGCAUGUCAAACAUGGAAGAGUAUCCGGUACACUAAUAGUUUGUCAUUUUCGAAUAAUGAAAUCGACGAUGAAGAACAUAAUUAUUGUCGUAAUCCUACGAAUAAAGCACAUGGUCCUUGGUGUUAUGUAAAUGACUUAGGACAUUGGGAGUAUUGUGGUAUACCUCUGUGUGGUAAAUAA
Molecule: messenger RNA, 1009 nt
Organism: Didymodactylos carnosus
Lineage: Eukaryota; Metazoa; Rotifera; Eurotatoria; Philodinida; Philodinidae
Source: the annotation of a GenBank genome assembly